AGCUCAGACAGCCAUGGCUGGAACUCCAGCUCCACUAUUUAUUAGCUUUGAGCAACUUCCUGAGAAGCGUACAAAGAAAGAGCUACCCCGCCUUGAAACUUGGACUUCGGUCACCCACAUCCUGACCGCGCUCUGGAAUUUGUCACUGCCUGAAUUUGAUGCACCUAUGAAAUCAAUUCCAAUACUCCACCUUCUGACGAGACUUUCCAGCCUUCCAGUUCUCCUCUUCCUUCAAUCGCCUCUGCCCUUGGAUCUGACCUCUGGUUGGCUCCUCCUUCCCUCCAUUUCCCACCAGCUUCCUCUCUUUCUGUCCCAGAAAGCUGGUGUCCUAGUUGCUUACCUGGGCCACUCUUUCCUCCGCACUUUGAAAUCCUUUUAUAACCCCAAACCUAUGCCUGUGCUGAGUAAAACUGAACCCCUGGGUCAUCACAACAAGCUGCUCUCUGUGUUCACCCUGGUGGAAGGCUCUGCUACAGAAAGUUCUGUGAUGGUGCAUAUCAUGACACUGUCCUUCUACUUGCCCCUCCCCCUCAGCGAGUUUCCAAAACAUUCACCUUGCUUCUCAACAUCCACCUCUUCUAAUUUUCAGAGGAUCUCACCUCCUACCUCUCUGAGAAAACUGAGGCCCUUAGAUGUGAAGCACAGCUUUCUACCCUCUUCCGUUCACUUAGCCAACAAAUAUUUCUCGAACACCUGUUAUAUGCCAAGCACUAUGCUAGGUACUAGGGAGUAG
Molecule: messenger RNA, 733 nt
Organism: Ailuropoda melanoleuca (giant panda)
Lineage: Eukaryota; Metazoa; Chordata; Mammalia; Carnivora; Ursidae
Exons: 2
Coding region: 14-733 (239 amino acids)
Source: RefSeq, a predicted model, not a curated record